This is a messenger RNA of Arabis nemorensis, 792 nucleotides long. NCBI's taxonomy places the organism in Eukaryota, Viridiplantae, Streptophyta, Magnoliopsida, Brassicales, Brassicaceae. The record is from the annotation of a GenBank genome assembly.
AUGAGCCAACAACAAGAGCAACCAAGUAGGCCACAAGAGCCAGUCACAUACGGUGACGUUUUUGAAGUUUCUGGUGAACUCGCCGAUAAGCCCAUAGCUCCUGAGGAUGCAAAAAUGAUGCAAGCCGCGGAGACACGUGUCUUCGGACACACUCAAAAAGGCGGUACGGCCGCAGUCAUGCAGUCUGCAGCCACAGCCAACAAACGCGGCGGUUUCGUCCACCCGGGUGACACAACUGACCUUGCCACAGAACGUGGCGUCACGGUGGCACAAACCGACGUCCCCGGUGCACGUGUCACAACAGAAUUCGUCGGUGGACAGGUCGUUGGACAAUAUGUUGAACCGAGGCCAGUGACCACUGCGGUGGCAACGGAGGCAGAAGCGAUUGGAUUGAAGUUGCAAAGUGCGAUAACGAUUGGAGAAGCAUUGGAAGCAACUGUGCAAACCGCUGGAAACAAACCGGUGGAUCAGAGCGAUGCAGCAGCGAUUCAGGCGGCAGAGGUUAGAGCUUCUGGCACCAAUGUUAUUGCUCCUGGUGGAGUCGCUGCUUCAGCUCAAUCAGCAGCCAAUCACAACGCUACUAUAGAGCGUGACGAGGAUAAAAUCAAGCUCGUUGAUGUUUUGGCGGGUGCGACAGGGAAGUUAUCAGCGGAUAAAGCUGCGACGAGGCAGGACGCAGAGGGAGUGGUGAGUGCUGAGCUGAGGAACAACCCUAACUUGUCUACUCAUCCUGGUGGUGUGGCGGCUUCUGUUACCGCCGCCGCUAGGCUUAACGAGAAAGCCGAUAUAUGA